GUCCUGGUGCGACACGGCGGCUGAAUCUCACAUCGGUGGCGAGAGGGCCUUUGGAUCGGCUAGUCGCAAUGUAUUCAGGAGACGCCGAGGCUUUGGAAGGCAGUAGCGGCUUUAGCAGUGACUCGCUGUCGGAAGGCGAGAGCUCGUUGCUGGAGGACGAUGAGCCCGAGGAGGUUUUCUCCGACCUGUCGGAUGAAGAGCAGCUGGAUGAGGCGGAGAACGGCGAGCGGCAGGAGUCGGAGUCAGGCCCAGGCUCAGGCCCGGGCGAGGAGGCCAGGUUGCCGGCGGAUUUGCAAAAGCAUCUGAAUUUUCUCAGAGGAAUGUCCAACAUUUUGCUGAGCAAACUUUCCAAAGCCGAAUGUGUCAGCUUGUUACAUGAUUCAGUAGAGUCUGAAUUUUUUUUAAUCGAUGGAGAUUCAUUAAUGAUUCAACAUGCACUAAAUAACAGCUUUUGUGAGGGGCAGAAUUUGCACUUUUUCUAUUUGGUGGAACGAUUUUUAUUUGACAUCCUCCAAAAAGGAGCAAAAUAUGUCAUUGUAUUCUUUAAGGAUGCUGAAAGUAUGUGGCUUGGGAACUCCUAUCUUCUUUCAUUGCGAAGUGCAUUAAUUCUUCAUUUAAAGAACAACAGUGAGGUUCCAGUGUAUACAGAAUUCUCCAACUGCUUUUCAUUAAAAUGGCAAGCCUUUGUGCAGGAGCACUAUCCAUAUUUUAUAUUGAUCAGUGACGAAGCAUUUAAGUCAGCUGGCAAUAAAGGCAUGUCCAGCUACCUGUUGAAGAUCUUCAUUUUUCACACACUAGGAAAUAAAAUCAAUGUUGCAAUGACUUCGGGCAUACAUUCGGAUAUUCGCAGGCUUUAUGGAUACUACAUUAACAGUAAAAUUGCUUCUGCAAAAUGUAAAAAGAUCUGUAAAGAUUUGGAAUCUGCUCACCAGGCUAUUGUGUCUUACUUGUCUCGAAAUCACACCAUUGGUUUCUUUGGAGAUGAUAAAAAUGGCAUGAAUGUUUCAAAAGAGGUGCAACAAGAUAUUGCGCAGCUGCAGAGUUUGUGGCCGGAAGAAUUAGAUAUGAGAAGUUAUGUUUGUGUUGUUUCUUGUUCAGUGGCUCUCAAGUGCUAUAUGCACAUGUUGAAAUACAGAGAAAAUCAUAAAGGAGAUGAAACUACUAACAUCAAGACAGUGGAUGAAAUCUUAACAUUUCAAGAGGCAGUAGACUUGUGUCGAAUGUAUUGUGUACAUGUUGCCUUACUUAUUCACUUACCGUUAACAAAGCGAGCCCAGAAGAAAUUCAACUUUAAGUGGGUGAAACCAGCUUCAGAUUUUCUACAAUUGCAAUAUACAAGUCAACAUUUUAUUCUGAAAGCCCUUGAUGUCACUCAGAACCGAAGAGGUGAUAUGGUGCAUUUGUGUGACCUGAAUGAUUCAUUACUUUUGUCAAGAGUGGCUCUCUGCAGUAGGGUGACAGAUAACACAGAAUCCGGUUUGCAGAUGGGAGAAGUUGUUGAAGAAGAAUACAAGAAACUGUGGAAAAUUUUGUCCAAUUUAGCCCCUGAUUAUGAUGUGGGCAAAGCAUUUCCUUUGCAAACUACUUCAAAAAUGAUGGCGCUAGAAAAUGAAAAUCCUGUGGCUGAAGGUCCAUUGGAGGUUAUCCCUGAAGUUAGUUUGAUUCCUGUCAAUAUUGCCUUGGUUGAGGAAUAUGUUGGAAGUAUUUUGAAGGACUUUCCUAUAUUAAGCAGUGACAGUCCGGUGGUUACAGCUCUUUCUGAAAGCAAAGAAUUUGAUAAUCUUGUAGACUGGUAUCCUGAGAAACCACUCAGCGAUGAUUACGAAAGAACCCGGUCCUCAACCUUUGGUGAAAAAACCAAUGAUCCCUGGGUAAGAAAGCGAAUGCUUAGAAAUUACCAGAAGCUUGUCAGAUUUCACAGAUUUUAUGGAUCAACACUUGAGGGCAACAUCACCAAGAACAUUAUCACCAAUGUGCAAGGGGCUACAGUUGUAGCACCAAAAUCGGCCAAUGUUUUAAGUGGAAAAGGCAAAAAAUUACCUCCCAAGAAGAAAGCUGAUAUAAUUGCAGAAGAAAACAUAAGAAAAAAGAAAGAGAAGGAAGAGCACAAGCAAAGGGAACAAUGGACUUUAAUAUCCAAAAGCAUUAUCAAAAUGAUUCAGGAGAAUUUUGACCAAGGAAUUAAAAAGCUUGAUGAGUUUCUGAAGAAAUGCUCAGGGGAUUCUGUAAAGUUGAUUGCAGAAAUGGAAGUACUGGAAAACUGCUUUAAAAUUUGGGUUGAACAUUGCCAAACUACAGAAAGCACCAAGAAAAACAAUGUUAUUGCAGGCCGUGUGAUGAAAAGAAUUCACAAUAUAUUGGAUAAGUAUGAGAAGCAGAUGGAUAAAAGCCAACUGAAGCUCAUAGCUACUUAUCUCAAAGAACUUGGAUUUAACAAAUUAGCACAGACCAUUCCAGACAUUGAACAGAAAGCAGCACGUUCUAAAAGUUAUAAGAAGGAGAACAAAUUUGAAGUUGGUGUUGAUCCAGUUCGUUUUCAACUGAAAUUUAUGGGUCAAUACUUGUUGCGAGAUGAGAGGAAUGAUCCAGAUCCCAGGGUUACUCAUUUCAUUCCAGACACGUGGCAGCGAGAGCUUCUAGAUGCUGUGGAUAGUAAUGAAUCUGCAGUGAUAGUUGCUCCAACCUCCUCAGGGAAAACAUAUGCUUCCUAUUAUUGCAUGGAGAAGGUUCUACGUGACAGUGAUGAUGGUGUGUUGGUGUAUGUUGCACCCACAAAGGCUCUUGUGAACCAAGUGGUUGCAACUGUUUAUAACAGAUUCAGCAAAACUUUACCUGAUGGAAUGGUUGUGUGCGGUGUUCUCACACGUGACUAUCGACAAGAUGCUUUAAACUGCCAAAUACUCAUCACAGUUCCUCAGUGCUUUGAAAAGCUUAUUCUUACUCCACAACGUCAAGCCUGGGUGAAGAAGCUUAAAUAUGUUAUUUUUGAUGAGGUUCAUUGUAUUGGUCAAGAAAUUGGAGCAGAAGUCUGGGAACAUCUGCUUGUGAUGAUUCGGUGUCCUUUUCUGGCCCUCUCUGCAACAAUCAGCAAACCAGAAGUUCUUGCCCACUGGCUUCAGACAGUAAAGAAUUACUGGCAACGAAUAGAGAAGACAAUGGAAAAUCCUGUAAAAGUUAAUAGUGGCAAAAAGAAGCAACAACUGAAAAUGCCAAGGGACCAGAAAUCGUUCAAAGUUAGACUGGUGAUGUACGGGGAACGAUACAAUGAUCUUGAGAAGUAUAUGUGCAGUUCAGAUGGCUCAGACAUUGAGUUUGUUUCAUAUCACCCUUGUGCAGCUUUGACUGCAAGCCAUAUCGAGAAGUAUGGUUUUCCUUCAGACUUGAGUCUCUCCCCACCAGAGAGCCUCCGAUUGUAUGAUACAAUGGCUGAAACAUGGACAUCGUGGCCUCGAAUACAGGAGUUAAAUCCUGAAGAAUACAAACACUUUAAGGAUAAAAUUGUAAUUAAAAAGAAUGAUGUGAGAAAAUAUGAAGCUGAUUUAAAAGAAGAGUUAGUAAACUGGAUUGCUUCAGAACACAGAGAUGAGGCUAUAAAAGUGCUGGAUAAGCUGAGACCACGAAAUGUUGUGAAUUCUACAGCAACCAUGGUUAAGCAAUUUCCCAUGCUAGUUGAAGCUUUACAGAAAGAAAACCAGCUACCAGCUUUGUUUUUCUCAUUUAGCGUUUCAUUAGUUGAAAGACUAGCUAAAGAAACAUACCUGCAUGUCACUAACAAGGAACAACUAAAAAGAGGUUCAGAUGAUGCAAAAAAAAGAAUCGAAGUUGAAAACAAACUUCGAAAAUUAUCAAAGCGUGCUGGAAAAAGACAACCUACUGAUCCAAAGGAGUCCCAUGAGGCUGACAAUAUGGUAAUGAGGGAAACUGAGCAAGAAAUGUUAUACCAGAAACUUCAAGAAUUGAGGAAAGUUCCAUCAGACUGCACCUAUGCAGUGGAAACUGCUGCGGACCAUAAGAUUUUAGAUACAAUCUUUCAGCGAUUGCACCAAGUGAAAACAGCAAAUCAGCUGCGUCUUUAUUUGGAGAGAGGGAUUGGAUUUCAUCACCCAUCCCUGAACAGUAAAGGAAGACAAGCUGUGGAAAUGCUCUUCAGACUUGGAUUUGCCAGGGUUGUGACUGCUACUGGAACUCUUGCCCUGGGUAUUAACAUGCCAUGCAAAACUGUUGUCUUUCUUGAUGAUUCUGUUCUACUGGAUGCAUUGCAAUAUCGACAGAUGUCUGGCCGAGCUGGAAGACGAGGCUUUGAUGUGAUUGGCAACGUGAUCUUUUAUUGUAUUCCGUUGCCCAAAGUGCAAAGACUGCUCAAAGCAAGUGUUCCUCUACUUAGGGGCCAGUUUCCUUUAUCUCUCUCACUUGUGCUUCGUCUUAUGUUGCUGGCUGCUAAAUCUGAUGACAGAAUGGAUGCAGAAGCCAAGGCUUUGUCUCUGUUGCAACAUUCUAUGCUGUGCUAUGAUGACCACAAGAAGCAGUCGGUCUUGAAGUUGUACUUCAUGUUCUGUUUACAGUUUCUUCUCAAACAGGGAUUUUUGGAUUUGAAUGGAAUGCCGCGAGGGUUUGCAGGUCUAGUGGCCCACUUGGAUCAACAUGAACCAGCCAAUUUUAUUUUCAUCAGUUUCCUUAUGAAAGGUCUGUUUCACAAAAUUUGUUCUCAGCCUGAUGCAUCAGCACGGAAAGCAGGUUCAAUAUGCUUUUCUGAGGAAGUGAUGGAAUCUUUACUUCUGAUAUUAGCAAAUAUCUUUGGAAGGAUCUAUCUACCCUCCUGUUCAACAGAGAAGGGUUGGGCCACAUUCCACCAAUCAAAGGUGUUCCUGGAAGAUCUUCCAGAACAGUUUGCUGAAGCAGUCAAUGAAUAUAACAGAAGUAUCCAGGAGACUUUCGGAUGUUUUUUCCUUUCUGCAUCAAAACAGAUAGACAUGACUGAAGAAUGCCAACUUCCUUUAUCAGGGAUAUCUUUUUGUGGUGGUCAUUCUCCCCAAGUAGCUGAUUCUAAAUUUGUAAAUCAGUUGACUACCUUUGGAAAUCAUCCAACAACUGCCGUGUCACCAUUUGCAUGUUUGUCUGGGAUUAGUAAUCUGGAUCUGUUCAAAAUGAGCAAUGUGGACAGUAUUUCUUUACGUACUAUUGAAGUCAGCUCAUGCAAUAUUCCUGUACUAAACUUGACGAAGUAUGAUGAGCAUGGCAGGAGAAUGCCAUUGAAUGCUUAUAUCCUUGACUUCUACAGACAUGGUUCUUUAAAAGCUUUGUUAACUGACAACAUGUUGCAUUUGGGUGAUGCCUAUAGUGCCCUCAAUGAUUUUCAACUAACUCUUGGCUCAAUCAGCACGUCUUUCAAGGAACUAUGUGACAAUAAAGAUGAUGUUGUCGUUUUGGCGUUUGAGCAACUAAGAGAUACUUUUAACCAAAAAUUUGAAAAGAUAAAGAGUUAAUGCAAUUGAAAAUAGUUUCAUUCACGUGCAUUCUUGCUGCUGAAUGUAGGAGAAUGAAUACAUGACAAAACUAAAUUGUGUCGCGCAUGUGAAAAUUAAAAAACUUGCAGCCCAGUGAUGUCAACAAAAAAAUAAAAUUGAAAAGUAGAUAA
This is a messenger RNA of Mobula hypostoma (lesser devil ray), 5635 nucleotides long. Its product is annotated as probable ATP-dependent RNA helicase DDX60. Bases 69 to 5483 code for a protein of 1804 amino acids. Gene Ontology annotation, molecular function: nucleic acid binding; ATP binding. Lineage: Eukaryota; Metazoa; Chordata; Chondrichthyes; Myliobatiformes; Myliobatidae. The record is from RefSeq and is a predicted model, not a curated record. The transcript is spliced from 37 exons. Gene Ontology annotation, cellular component: cytoplasm.